This is a messenger RNA of Diaporthe citri, 387 nucleotides long. RefSeq lists its product as uncharacterized. The coding region runs from base 1 to 387 and encodes 128 amino acids. The record is from RefSeq and is a predicted model, not a curated record. NCBI's taxonomy places the organism in Eukaryota, Fungi, Ascomycota, Sordariomycetes, Diaporthales, Diaporthaceae. The transcript has 4 exons.
AUGUUCCCUCGUGCGCCCGCCUUCACAGAGAAGGAUGCGCCUGACCUAACAGGCAAGGUCUACAUAGUGACAGACAUCGGCAGAGUGCUUCCUCUCGACCUCGAGAACCUGUACUACCACCGCCCCAAGCUGAGCAUCGAGCGGUACGGCCUUGCCAAAGUGGGCGUUUGGGCGUAUGGCGUUGAGUUCUCCAAGCGGUCCAGCGGCGUCUUGGGCGUGCCUCUCAACCCCGGCCUAAGGACGGAUCUAUUCAGUCAGCAGGGCUUCCUGUUCAGGCUUCAGUCUUAUGCACUACCACCCGGUCAACGGCCGGAGAGCGAGGGUGGUGUCGACUUGACGCGCAAGUUUUGGGAUUGGAGUGAGAAGCAGGUUGAGAGAUUCCUCUGA